AUGUCGGUCCAUCUUAUCCUAACUGUACCCUUCAGUCUGACAAUAAUCAUCAACCGCCGGGACAGGCAGUCAUUCCUGAGGUCAAGAAAAGAUCCCAGCGAACGAUUGCGCAAGUUGGAUAAGGUCUCGCCAACUUGCACGCUCGAGAAAUGGUGGACGACCACGAAAGGGAAUCUCGGGCUGCCUGAAGCCGUCGAUGGACAAUUUGUUUGCGCCGUUUGUUUGGAGCAAGUAGACCGCACGCAUGAAAUUCGUGAACUGCGGUGCUUGCACGUUUUCCAUCGGGAAUGCUUGGAGAAGUGGUUCUUGGGAGACCAUUUCAAUUGCCCGCUGUGUCAUCGUGCCUAUUAUGUCGCCGACACACCUCCCCGCAACGAGUAUGUGUGGAUGGUAUGA
Messenger RNA from Penicillium vulpinum, 396 nucleotides. RefSeq names its product putative RING finger domain protein. NCBI's taxonomy places the organism in Eukaryota, Fungi, Ascomycota, Eurotiomycetes, Eurotiales, Aspergillaceae. The coding region runs from base 1 to 396 and encodes 131 amino acids. Gene Ontology annotation, biological process: protein ubiquitination. The transcript is spliced from 2 exons. Gene Ontology annotation, molecular function: ubiquitin protein ligase activity. The record is from RefSeq and is a predicted model, not a curated record.